Molecule: messenger RNA, 1994 nt
Organism: Chelonus insularis
Lineage: Eukaryota; Metazoa; Arthropoda; Insecta; Hymenoptera; Braconidae
Product: putative RNA polymerase II subunit B1 CTD phosphatase rpap2
Exons: 6
Coding region: 192-1985 (597 amino acids)
Cellular component (GO): nucleus; cytoplasm
Molecular function (GO): RNA polymerase core enzyme binding; RNA polymerase II CTD heptapeptide repeat phosphatase activity
Source: RefSeq, a predicted model, not a curated record
GCAUUUUCUACUGUCAUGCCCUCUUUUUCAUAACCUCACAAUACUUCUGACAAUCAAUUGCAUCAUGACAACAUUGAAAUAGACAAAAAAUCAUUAUUAUUUAAAACACAAAAAUCAAGUUAAUAAAAUAAUUGCUUGUAUGUAUUAUUAUUAAUAGUGAUUUAUUACUUUAAUCAUAAAUAUUUAAAAACAUGAAUGCUACUAAGGCAAGAAAAGCUCGUGUAAAUCGAGCUCACAGAAUAAAAGCUGUCAAAAAUAUGCCUAUGGCUAUUCUGCUCAAAAAAAAAGCUGAAUGUGAAGCCAAAGCACUUCAAAUUGUUAAAAGAUUGAUAGAACCUUCAGUUGAUGUUAAAUGGAUGACAGAAGCUCUAGGGCAAAUCAAUCGUUCUCAUUUAGAAGAUGUUGCUGACGAAAGAGCUAUAGAAAAAAUUUGUGGAUAUGUUCUAUGUGAUAAUGAACUAAUAAAAGUGGUGAACAAAAAAUAUCAUAUUUCAACUUUGAAAAAUAAAGUUUAUGAUGUGGAGAAGAUGAAAAAUUUUUGUAGUUUUACUUGUUAUUCUGCCAUGAAUCAUCUAUUGAUGCAGAUGCUUACGAGUCCGCUUUGGUUGAGAGCUGAAGAAGAAAUUCCAAAAUUUACUUUACUAGAUAAACGUAAGAAAAGGGCAAAUAGUCCUCCUGGUAUAGAAAUUAAUAUUACAGGUAUAGAUUUACCUGUUGAUAUUGAUGAUAUACCAACAAAAGAAGAAAGUGAGCAGGGAAGUAGUAAUGAUAAUGUAGAAAAUAAUACAAGAGUUACGACUAAAAAUCAAGUAUCUAAAAUUAGACGAAUGAGUUCGAAAAAUGAAAUUGAUGAAAUUAGUUCUAGAAGCCAAGAUAAACAACUUAUUUUAAAAAACAACAUAGAUACAGAAAAAAAUUCAAUGAACAAUGAUGAUAUAAAUGAAAUGACUAAUAAAAAUGAAUAUAAUCAAGAGUUUCCUAAAAAAGAUUCUGAUGUUGCAUCGUCUGAGUCAAAUAAAUCAAUAGAAAAUUUCUCAACAAUAAUUUCUGAUGCUAAAAAAGCGAAUACAAUUUUAGAGCCUAUCAUUUCAACUGUUAAUGAUAAACAAUUAAAUUUUACUUCACAAAAACCAAUAGGAAAGACAAUAGUUCCUGAAGAAAAAAUCAGAAAGAAAAAGCCUGUACAAAAACCAGUUAUUUUUACUGAAAAAUUAUCAACGCGACUUGAGAGAUGCUUUAAUGAAUGGGUUACAAAAGACACUUACAAUUUUCUAUUUGGUAAAAAAACCGAGACAAAUGAAAUGAUUAAAAAAAGAGAGUUCAAUGAUAAAUAUAAUGCAUUAUGUAGAAAACUUGAUCGGCUCCAAUUUGAAGAUGAUGAUGAAGAACAAGAAACAUCAGCUAUAUCGGAAAAUCUAAAACCGGCACCACACUAUGCUACUCUUAAAGAGCAAGCGAAAGAAUUAGAAAUCAAAGUUCGAGCUUUUUAUAGUGGACAACUGGAAACAGAAAUUCCUGCAGAAAAUUUCGAUAAAGAAGAAAACGAUCAAGAAUCAGGUACUAUUAUUCCUCUCACAGAUGCUCGUACUCCAAAUGCUCUUCGUAGAAGAAUUGUUCUUGAUAAGCUCAACAAAAUAUUACCAGAUGUAUUACGAACAUUAACCGGUUCAAAUCAAACAGAAUAUCUGUAUACUGCUAAACGUAUGUCAUUAGUAAAGACAUUAAUCAGCACAUUUAAUCUUACAGCAAAUAAUAUUGUUUUUAAAACCGCUGAAUGGACUCUAGUAUCUCUUUUAAUUAUAAAAAUGCUUGGAUUAGUAGACUCAAAUAUUGAAUCUUUAUUAUCAAAAAAAGAUACAACAAUGUAUCUCUCAAUGAUUUUAUUGUCUUAUCAGCUAGAUUUGAAUUAUAUCAAUAAUUUAAUGAACAGAUUUACAAUUCCACCUAAAGUAAGUGAUAUGGGAGAUUUUAUUGAAGAGUGUUAAAUAUAAAUA